This is a messenger RNA of Ipomoea triloba (trilobed morning glory), 778 nucleotides long. RefSeq lists its product as uncharacterized. Lineage: Eukaryota; Viridiplantae; Streptophyta; Magnoliopsida; Solanales; Convolvulaceae. The coding region runs from base 126 to 608 and encodes 160 amino acids. The transcript is spliced from 2 exons. The record is from RefSeq and is a predicted model, not a curated record.
GCUAUUCCCUACUCCAAAACACACUUCAUUCUAUACUCAUUAUCAUUCACAUCAACUUCAAUUCCCUUAAACCCUACCCUGUCUGUCUUCCCCAAGAAAGUGAGAGAAAGCUCUGAUCUCCAUCCAUGGCACCCUUCCAAAACCUCCUUUUCUUCUUCUUGGUUUUCCUAUUUUGCCCUCCAUGUUUCUCCUCCAUGUCCAUCCAUGAUCUGCUAAAAUCAAAAGGGCUCCCAGCAGGCCUGUUCCCUAAAGAAGUGAGCAAUUACACAUUUUCAGAGACUGGGCUUCUUCAAGUGUUCCUUGAUGAGCCUUGUCUCACCAAGUUUGACACCAUGGCCUUCUAUGACAGUGUGGUGAGUGCUAAUCUCACCCGUGGUUGCCUCACUGGCGUUCAGGGGUUCUCCCAGGAAGAGCUCUUUGUUUGGCUCCCUGUCAAAGACAUCAUCGUUGAUGACCCUUCUUCUGGCCUCAUUCUCAUUGAUAUUGGCUUGGCUCACAAACAGCUCUCCCUUUCCCUCUUUGAAGACCCCCCUGACUGCAAAAAAGAUGCAAGGGGUUUGAAGAAGAAGAGCAGGAAGAUGGAGAAGGGAUUUGAAGCUCAAAGAUAGAGAAAAGAUGCUUAAUUACUUCUUCUGUAUGUAUGUAUGUGUUGCUGUUUGAGUAGAAUAAAAUCAAAAACAGAAACAGUAGCAUUAUUGUACGUAUUAUUGUGUAUAAAAUAUGUUAGGAAUCUCUUCUUCCCCUAUUACAUCAACGCUAAUUUUCUAACUUUUGCUUC